AUGAGCCAAAAGAUUGGAAAGGCGGCAUCUAAGAUAUUUUCCAAAACAAUCAACAGUCCGAAAACUUCCUUUCCAAUGUUUGCCAAUCCUGCACUGAGAGAGAAACCAUAUCUGAAAAGGUGUACAUCUGGUAUGUAUAUGACUCCAAUGAAAUAUUGUAAUGUAGAUCUCUAUAAUUGGCAAAAACAGGCAAGAAGUGGUUCUCAGUAUAGAAAGUGGAUAACACACGAUGGUCCUCCAUAUGCAAAUGGCGAUCUACAUAUGGGUCACUUUGAAAACAAGAUCCUGAAAGAUAUUAUUAAUCGUCAUAAACUGCUUACUGGAUGUUGUGUGGAAUACAAACCAGGCUGGGAUUGUCAUGGUCUUCCCAUAGAGUUGAAGGCAUUGCAGAGCAUGUGUAAAAACGAAAAGCAAACCGACAGUUUGAAAAUACGCAGUCUUUGUCGAAAGUUCGCUUCUGAUACGAUUAAGAGACAAAAGAAAUCGAUAAACGAGUGGGGAAUCAUAACCUCGAUUCUGAUUGUUACUAUACUCUUACAAAGGAAUCUAGAAUUGUUCAGCGAUAUGGUUGCAAAGAACUGCAUCUAUCGAGGCCUAAAGCCCGUCUAUUGGUCCCCUCAUUCUCACACGGCGCUAGCCGAAGCCGAACUCGAAUAUCACGAUCACAAAAGCCCCAGCAUUUACGUCUCUUUCGAUCUCCAAAGCUCUCCCAAUCCUGCUUUGCAGUCCUUUCUCUCCUCUCACUCCCUUCAAGCCCUCGUCUUUACUACCACGCCCUGGACCAUUCCUUCCAACGUUUGUCUUUCUGUAAGCCCCGAAUCGGAAUACGUCGUUGUGCAAACUCCCCAAAACGAGCUCUUUUUGGUCAUGAAAGACCGCGUUGAAGCGCUUUCCUCGCUCCUCCAAGUCCCUCUCUCCAUCGUUCUUUCGAAUCUCUCCGGACUUUCUUUGCAAGGAUCCGUCUAUUCGCAUCCUUUACUGCACACAUCUCACACCGUGAUCGCAGGACAUCACGUCACGUCCGACACAGGAACUGGAAUCGUUCACACUGCGCCGGCUCACGGCCUCGACGACUUCAAUAUCUGCGUGUAUCACAACGUGAUCCAGGAAGACGUGGACGACAACGGGAAUUUUAAAGCGAACGCGUGGGACGAUCGAAUCAACGGACGCAGCGUGCUGGAAGAGGGCAGCGAGCGCGUGAUGGAAUGGCUUGCCGAAUCGAAUCAUUUGGUGCAUCGCGGCGAAAUCACUCAUCGCUAUCCCUACGAUUGGAGGGCCAAAAAGCCGGUUAUUUUCCGCGUCACCCCGCAGUGGUUCAUCCGAACGAAGCAUCUCGUGCAGAAUCAACCCAUUCUCGAUUCACUAAAAGUAAAGGUCCAGAUGAUUCCAGAAUCGUCGCGCCAGCGACUCACUGCGAUGAUCUCCGACCGUCCUGAUUGGUGUAUUUCCCGCCAACGCGCGUGGGGCGUGCCGAUCCCCGCGGUAUUCCGACGUGACGAAACGGGAAAAGAGACGGUUUUGAUGAACAAACAGAACAUUGAUUACAUUAUCAAGAUUUUGGAGGAAAAGGGAACCGAUUAUUGGUUCGAUUCCGCGGUGAAGGAUGAGGAAUUCGUGGAUCCAAAAAUCCGCGAAGCCGAUUCGAAAUCAGUUCAGUAUCGAAGAUCGCAAGACACGCUGGACGUCUGGAUCGACAGCGGCGUUUCCUGGUUCCACAACUACCCCAACACCAUCGUCGAUCUGUUUCCCCAGUUUCUCCGAUUGAAUCCUAGCUACCUCGAAGGCAGCGACCAGCAUCGCGGCUGGUUCCAAUCGAGCAUUUUCACCAGCCAGGUGCAUCGAGGCGCGCUUCCUUUCCGCAAUCUCGUCACGCACGGGUUUUUAGUCGACGAGAAGGGACAGAAAAUGUCGAAAUCGCUCGGAAACCUCAUUACGCCCUCCCAGCUCCUCGGAUCCGCCGAAUCGCCAGCGAAUUCCAAAAGAACACCGGCGAAUUCGAAAGGAACGCAGUCGAAUUCCAAGAAAACGCCAUCGAAUUCGACCGAAACACAGUCAGCUUUGAGAGGAACACAAUCGAAUUCGAAGAAGGUGCCGACGAGUCUUUUAGAUAGGCAAUGGGCGGUGGAUGUGCUUCGCUUGUGGGUGGCUUCUUCGGAUUACACUUACGAUAUUUCGCUGGGAUUGCAGCAAUUGCUCAAAGUGCAGGAAUCGUAUCAGAAACUACGCAAUACGAACCGCUAUUUGCUCUCGAAUCUUUUCGAUUUCGAUCGAACGCGCGAUUCGGUUCCGUAUGACCAAAUGUCGCUCUUCGAUAAGUGGUGUUUGAGUCGCCUUUUCUCUCUUUCCACCAAAAUCACACAGGCCUACGAUCAUUUCGUUUUCACAGAUGUGUAUCGAUCGCUCGUUUCGUUCGCCGCUUCUGAUCUUUCAGCCACCUAUUUUGACAUUAUAAAAGAUCGACUUUAUACAGAUGCUCCCAACUCAAUUCGACGAAGAGCUUCGCAAACCGUUCUGCGAACCAUUCUCGAUGUGCUGCCUCAGCUAAUGGCGCCGAUCACGCCGUUUUUGUCAGAGGAGAUUUACAGUGCGCUGAAGGAAGAGGGAAGUAUCUUCCAGAACACAUACGUAAAGCUGAAUCCGGAAUGGAAGAACGAGGAGGUGGAGACGGCGUGGAAUUGUGUGGAGUCGAUCCGGGGUGAGGUAAACAAGGAAUUAGAGAAGUUGAAAAAGGAGGGAAUUGUGAAAUCUGCACUCGAAGUCGAUUUGAGUAUUAUGACAGGUAGGAAUGCGAGUUUCCUUUUGAUUUAG
This is a messenger RNA of Blastocystis hominis, 2808 nucleotides long. RefSeq names its product Isoleucyl-tRNA synthetase. Gene Ontology annotation, biological process: isoleucyl-tRNA aminoacylation. NCBI's taxonomy places the organism in Eukaryota, Bigyra, Opalinata, Blastocystidae. The record is from RefSeq and is a predicted model, not a curated record. Gene Ontology annotation, molecular function: tRNA binding; ATP binding; isoleucine-tRNA ligase activity. Gene Ontology annotation, cellular component: cytosol. Bases 1 to 2808 code for a protein of 935 amino acids. The transcript has 15 exons.